This is a messenger RNA of Varanus komodoensis (Komodo dragon), 16761 nucleotides long. Its product is annotated as ligand-dependent corepressor. The transcript has 8 exons. The coding region runs from base 6758 to 8251 and encodes 497 amino acids. The record is from RefSeq and is a predicted model, not a curated record. NCBI's taxonomy places the organism in Eukaryota, Metazoa, Chordata, Lepidosauria, Squamata, Varanidae. Gene Ontology annotation, molecular function: DNA binding.
UGAUGAAAAUCUAACUGUGUUUACCGAAUCUUAUAAUUUGCAAAGAUAUACAGGUGCAUAGCUUCUUCGAGAGAGUAACUUGUGUUAGAAUCAUAUAAUAAGCUGUUAGGGAUAAUGCUGUCAGCUUUUGUAAAACAGGGAUGCAAAUAGAAAGGUGUGCAAAGUUAGGGAGGGGAUAUUCUCUAAUAAUGGUAAUCUUGAAACUUUAAUUUCCAUACCUUAUAUAGAAAUAGGAAAGAAUAUAGGCUCCUUUCAGUACUUAAGAAUGUCUGUUGCCCAUGUUAACAGUGAGGUUCUGUACACAUUUGUUCAGAACUAAGUCCCUUUGAGCUCACAGUGAAUGUAGGAUUGUGUCCUAAAUUUUUAAAAUUCCAUAUGCUUUUUCUUCCCUUAGACAUUGGUUUCCUUUGAUAAUACUCAUAUUUUAAGAUAAUAUGUAGUAGCUCAAUUCAUACUAUUAAAUUACAGUAUAAUCUUAUGCAUGUUUAUUUGGAAGUAAUUUCAUUAUCAUCACUGCCUAAUAAGUAUGUGUGAACAUUACAGUCUUUUUUAUCCCAAAACAAAAGACAUAUUUCUUGUGUAAGAAGUAGAAAGAAUCAAAGCAGAUCAUUUAAAACUGAGCUGUUUUCUAGAAUGCAAAGGAAGCAUGCUCAAUCAUGUUAAUUCUCCAAAUCUGGCCCUUUGCACCUGAACUUAUUUGCUGUAAUUAAAACAGCAUUUCCUAAUUCUUGCUAAAGUAAUAAUCCUUUUAUAACCAUGGUGAGCAAUUAUUGAACAUACAUCUAUAUUGAUAUUUUUAUUUUUUCUCAGGCAUUUGUAUUUCCUUAAAACAGGUAUUUAAACAUGUACAAAAGAUUAGCUAUAAUGUCUCUUUAAAGUACGAAGCAAUGGCUUGCUUUGUAGUUUUAUACUGAAUUAUGUUCCGUACACUGUCAUCUUUGUUUAAGACUGUAUUAAGAACAGUCUGAGGCUCAGGGGAGAGGAUUGUCAAUUGCAAGUACAUCUGAGAGUUAUAGCUGGUUAUGACAAGAAGGCAGUUCAGAGGUAACUUGCUGGCUAAAAUAGGCCUCUGUCUUGAUUUUUGGAAAAGCUAGGAGAUAAUGCAUAGAGUUUCUGUUUGAGUAGAUAUGUGUGCUUAGAGUUUAUUUGGAUGAGUCUCUAGAUAUUUAGUGCCUGUCUCAGGGACAUCAUUUUCACACUUCCAAUGCCUGAUGGAAAGCAAAUGUAUUGUCUGAUAGUGGACUGUAAGUUUUGGUGUUCAUGUCCUAGUGCUACUAUGUAUAAGAAGGCUAAUAAUCUCUGUACACAGCUGCUUAAAUUAUUUCAGGUCAUGAUACGUGUUCAGAUCAUCAUUUGUGUUACUAUCCCAGUUUUUGUGAGCAUUUGUAGUUUUAGUUUGAAAUUCUGUGAUUUACUGAGAAAGUAGAUACUGAUAUUUUACUGCAUUUGGACAGAAAUUUAAAAGAUGUAGGUACAUUCAUAGGAAACGCUAUUAUAAUGCUUCUGCAUGCUUAUGGCAUACAGAUUGACAUACAUAAAUGCUACAGACUGGGGAAAGAUGAACCUACCUGCCAAGGGGGAGAUACAGCUUCUCUCUCCCCACACCCCUACAGCCCCGGUUUCUCCUUGGGUGCACUUUCCCCCUUUCUGUGUAAACAAGAUAUGAAGGAAAUGACUAAGCUGUGAAGGUUAAUCACCUAGUCAUCCAGAUUAUUUUUUGAGGUAAAGUACAAAAACAUUUUUAGAAGGUCCAAAGUAUAAUUGUGUUGGUGGUAUUUUAUCUUGAUAGUGUUGUACCUAGCAGUUUGAACUUCAAAUUGAUCAGUUUUAUGAGGUUUCAGAAGUGAUGUUUGCUUCAUUUGUAACUCCCAUAAAUUACCAGGUAUAACAAGCAUUGUAUCUGUCUUUCCUUGGGCUUUCUUUUAUUUCAUAAAUGAAGGAUUUAUGAAUUUAUUUAGAUUUAAAAUUUAGUAGGAGGGAGUAUAGGCCUCGAACAAAGAUUUGAUUUAGGGUGGUAGGAGUGGAAAAGAGAUCUGCUUGUGACUUUAGAGACUGUAUUCCAGUAUUAUUGUCAGAUAGUGUGAUAGUAGUGUGUCAAAUAUGUAUGGAUGGUAUCUUUGGUCUGAUUCAUUGUAAGACUGCCUUCUCCAGCCUGGUGCUCUCAAGAUUCUUUAGACUGCAACUUCUAUCAACUUCCACUGGAACAAUUAAUAGUUGAUGGCAGUUACAUUCUAAAAUGUAGGGAAGGCUGGUAUAAAGCAACUGAAGUAAGAAGUGGGGUGGUAAUAUUAUUGGUGUUAAUGGUUUGUGGCUGGGCUGAAGUAUAAUUAUAUUAGUAUUUUAUAUGAUCACUUUGUCUAACUUUGUUCUAAAGCAUUUUAUGAUGAUAAUUGAGGAAGUAAAGUAAAAGUGUAACUGUACUCUUGAUAGUAAAUGCUUUGAAUUUUAGUAACAAAGUGGUAGUUAACUAUGGUUGAAAUGGUUCUUUAGGUAAAAUUGUAAUGUAGCUAAAGUUCAGCUACAGAUCUUAAAGUGUACAGAAUAUUUGCUUAAUUCUUUCCUUAGCAAAAUUCAUGUUUAAGAAAGAGUUCUCUACUGUUCAGAUACCACUUACUGUAAUUUCCUUGACUCAUGCUGCCAAAAGUAAGAUUAUUUGCUUGAAUGCCAAAUCUACAGGUUAAGUUUGAAAUAACUGUUUUGCCAUUUUGCUAGUUAACACGUAUUUGUGCUUUAUGUAUUGUGAUAAAAAGUGCUUUAAUAACAGGUGUCAUGCCAUGGUUAUCCAGAUUUUAAUCUGUACAUUUUAGUGAAGAGAUAUGUCUGUGGGGUAAAUCGCAGACCAAAAGAGUAGCACUUAAUUCUAGUUUUGAUUCCUGUUGAUGUGUUCUUGAAAGCUGGCUUUGUUAGUAGUUGGUGUGAGUCUUAUUAGUUUGGAACAUUUGGAGGAAGUACAAGGUCAGUUUCAGUUCACGUCUGAUACCUUGAAUUAGUAAACUUCAUAAUGCAGGGAUCAAAUUACCCAGGCUUUAUUUUUGUUGUUGCUACUAGUAGUAAUUCAAAGUAAUUCACAGACAUAUUUUAUGUUACCUUUUACAUGAACAUUUCUGCCAGUGCAGUAUUCAAGUUUAUCUGUAGUAGCCUUCCUAGAUAUAAAGUAGUGACACACACAGUUUUCAUAGAACCAGAUUUUAAAAUAAGUAAUAAUUCCAUGAAGUUGGAAUACAGAACUUGAAAUUGGACUUCAGUGAUGAAGAUAAAGAUUUUCAUCAAGUUUGGAAAAAAUGCACAUGCAAAGAAAGAAGGUGGCUAUUUCCUGUUGACUCUUUCUUGACAAUUCGUUUGUAUGUGAUAUUUCCUGUUAUUAGUGCACGUGCCAAUAUUGGGGUUUAGCUGUUAGUUUUUCUUUUCUAGCAGUUCUACUAAUAAACACCUGAAACAACUUUUAAACAUGCUAGUUAAAAUGUGCUUGACAGUUAACACCCUUGCUUUCCUAAAUUGAUGAUAGUCAUGCUAGUUUCUGUGAUCUUGGCUAAAAGCCAGUUUCAUGGAGUCUUGUUUGUAGGGCUUCCUGGUUGCACAGUACCAGAUGUGCAACCAAACCCAGACUUUGGAGUAGAGAAAAAUGUUGAAGUAACAAAUGCACAAAAAGCACAAUAUUUGAAGGGAUAUGGUACACAUGCUGUACCUGCAUUGCACUUGAUGUUGUAUGUGCUGUUGUUUUCACACCUCUAAAGCAAAAAUAUUCUCGCAUUGUGUUGGCUAUAAGGGGUCCACAUGUGUGCAUUUUAAAGGAAAAAGCUGCUUUACAUACAAGUGGCUACUGAGAAAAUGUUUGUGCUAUCUGUACCUUUAUAUACAACAAAUCCUAUGUAGUUGCCCUCAUACUAGAAGUGGCUUUGGAUAUGGUGCGUGGCUAUUUUAAUAUUUCCCUUUCUUGUGCAACAUCUUCUGAUUAUGAAUUAAACCCCUGUCUUGGAACCUUCUCAUGCUUAUAGUCUCAAACAUGUGCUAAAAAUAGGCAGAAACACCUUUUUAAAGAUACUGGUUUUUUUGGUUAAACAAACAUUUGCCAGAUGGUAUAUUCCAAAUUAUAUACAUUGAACUUGGUUCAAAGUAUCCUGAGUAGUCCUGAGUAGUUGCAGCAUUCAUAUAUCUUGUCAGAAUGCAGCAAGUGUUUUAACUUCAAAACUAAUUCUUAGCAGCAUGGAUUGGUUAGCUUAUAUGCUUAUUACAAUUGUCUUGUGAUUCUAAUUCUUGUGAAAAAUACGCCACAUUUCUGACUGUGAAGUGUUCUAGGUUGUUCAGAUUACCUUUGGGGAAGGUCCAAUAUAUAGUCAUGGGGCAGCAAUGCUUCUGGACCAAAUUCCAGAAUCUUUGACCAAGAAGGUUUUUGUAAGUUAUUUCUGUUUGGUUAUUUUGAUUUCCAUUGUUUAGUAAAACAUUUUUGUCUGUGGAGAAAUUAUGCUGAGGUGAGAGGUCUGAGAGAAAGUGUAAUUCUGUGACGGUGCGCAUCCACAUGUAGCCUCCAACACAUUCUUUGUAGACUGCUGUGGGUAGCUUGACCCUGUUCUUGCCUAAUUCCCAACCUGAGUAAUUUUGAUCAAAACACUGGUGAGUUUGUCUGCAUGCACAUGUUAUGCAUCCCUUUAAUGUAGGAAAAGCACAUGUGGAUGUUCUGUUUCUUGAUCACUGAAAAGCCAGCUGAAACGCCUCCCAUUUUUGCAUUUAUCAUGUAAGUAUUCAGAAUAUUUACACUUAAACAAAUGAGAUUAUUCUGAGUAAAACAGCUGCACUGAAUUUUUCUUCCUUGUAAGCACUGAACUCAAUUCUAAUUCUUAUUAAGAGGGGACCUAACUUGAAAAAGGUUGGCCUGGACCAACUUGCCAGAGAUAUAAGUAGAAAAAAAAUACCAGCUUUAGUGUGCAGUGUAUUUGUUUUGUUUUAGCAAGGUGUAGAGGAAUAAAUUCUGUCAUCUCUGUCCAUCCAUCUAUUUCUAUUUUCUAGUUAGAUUUUAAAAUCAUAUUUGUCUCUUGCUUCCUCAUCUUUAUUGUUUUCUUUCUGGUGUUUCCUUCCCCCUCAUUUUGUCUCCUGUGUUAAAUUUAAACCCUUUUUUUAUACUUCAUCUUCAAUUCUCAGUUCUUAAUUCUUCCCUUCAGUAUUACAUUGUGUUUCCUCUUUUCCCAUCAUAUCUGCAUACCUGAUUUCUUGCAUGUUGACCACACUGCCAUUGGGAUGGAAUGGAUGAUUGGACAUGUGCUGUGUGCCAGUGAGUGCAGCCAUUUUUUAAUGUUCAAAACCCAGCUGCAGCUUGUCAUGUCAUGUGAACUCAGGAGCUGUAGGUUGUACAAGGGUUAAACAACUUAUAUAGCCCAUAUUCUCUGUAUAUGUACAAUACAGCAAGCCACAGGUGGGAAUUCAUUAGGCAAAUCCUACCAGGAAUGCAUUGUUGCCCACCAUAGCUUUUGAUCAUGAUAGCCCACUGUAGUUUAGUUUACCCAGGGGGGUGCUAGUGUCAUGCUGGGCACCCAUGAGUGGGCAGUUUGCUAUGUCAUACAGACCCAAAUAGCAGGGAAUGUUUGGGGAUUAAGAAACCCAAGUUUUUGAGGUUAAUUGAGGGUUAUCUAACCCUCAAACAACUCAGCCAUCUGAAUUGGUAUGACAUGAAAAACCAUGGGAAGGUUGGUGCCCAUGGGAGCUGUGUAAAAGUUGCUCUUGGCAUGAUUUGCCCAGUUCCCAUGGGCAAUUUAAGUCAUAGUGAGCUGUUAUGAUAUGCAGACCGGCCCUUUUUGCUCAUUUCUUCUCAGUUUGUUUGAAUGUACGUUAAAUGCUAUGUUGAUCCAGGAAAACUGCUUCUUAAACUAUUGUGACUAGGACAUGUUUUGUCAUGCAUUUUACAAUUAAAUUACAAAAUGAGAACAUGCAUCUUUGCUUCAUCUUGAAAGCAUGUUUAAAAAACAUGUUAUGGGAAAGACAAGACUUUAAUAGUUUUAAACAUACUAUGAUAUAUUUAAUCAGAUAAUACUGUAGGUUUUGUGUAGGAAUAAAUGAAAAAUGGUUGAUGGUACAAUGGCUUAUUUACUAUGGCAAGUUUUAAUUAGCACAGUGAGGCAAGAGUAUCUUUAGUGUGAAAGGUUUUAUUGCUUUUCAUACUGUUACUUUUUUUCCUUGAUCUCUUGAAAUCCUCUCUACCUUUACUUCUGUUUGUUUUGAGCUUUUUCAUUGUAGCAGAAUUUCAUUGUACAUUACUGUCACUCUUUCCUGAAAUAUGGUGCAUUUCUGUGUAUGUUUCUAAAUCCAUUUAUAUUUUUGUUCCUGCUAAUAUUUGCAGCAUUACCCAAUGUAGUGCCAUCUGUGAAUUUUACUAACAUGCUGUUUACCCUUUCUUCCAGAUCCAGUUUCUGAUCCUACUUCCACAUUUGGGAGUAUGCAGGGGACAAAAACACCUCUUUGCGUAGCUUGACUGGAUGCCCCAAGACUAGGAUGAUUUGAAAGUAUUCUAGAAGGGCUGUUUGGACCUGAAUUAUUAAAAGAUCUGAGUUUGUUUAAAGACUUUGAGCCUGAAGGUGUCUCUGAUUGGUCUUUUGAUGAAAAUUGUCUUUUCUGCUGUCUGAGAAGAGAGAAAGUAAAGGUCCACUGCGGGAUGACACAUGUGUGGAAACAGAUGUCUGGACACACAUCACUCUCAUGGCAUGGCUAAGAAGCUGGGCAAGGAUCCAGCCUCUAAGGAAGUGUAUGGAGUGCUCACUCUGAUCCACAGAUGUCCAAGGAACACCUAGGCAGUCUGGAUGAGCCAGCUUUGGAAGUUGGGCACCAAGCUCUGCUUAGACAAGAGCAAGCAAGGAUCAUUCGAUUUGAGAGGCAAGCAGAAGAAUUCCUCCAUGCAGUCUUUUAUCAAAAAGACAGCCCUAGGGUCUCGGACCCCAACAUUCCCCUAGUGGCCCGUGAGAUCAUGCAGCGGAUGAUCCGACAAUUUGCUGCUGAAUAUACCUCAAAAACUAGCUCUACUCAGGACUCCAGCUCGCCCAAUAGCACAAAGAACCAAAGCCUGCUGAAAGCAUCUCUGGUUGCCUCAUCCCCUGUGGGUGCAACGGCUCAAAACCCUGUGCUCAGCAAACUUCUCAUGGCUGACCAGGACUCGCCCUUGGACCUCACUGUCAGAAAGUCUCAGUUGGAUCCUAGUGAACAAGACGGUGUGCUUGAUUUGUCCACUAAGAAAAGCCCAUGUGCAGGCAGCGCCUCCUUGAGCCAUUCAGCUGGCUGCUCCACUACUCCUGGGAAUGGGCGACCUGGGAGACCCAGCCAGCACCAUGCAGAGGGACUUCGGAGUGGUGAUGGGGUGCCCCCGAGAAGUUGGCAGGAUGGAACAAGGGAAGGGUCUGGCCACUCCACAUCUCUCAAAGUUCCAUUGGCUCGAUCACUGCAGAUAAGCGAAGAACUGCUGAGCAGAAACCAGCAUACUACAGCUGCCAGCCAUGCACCAUCUGGGCUGCAGAAUCACGGACAGCACAUGAUACUAUCCAGGGAGGCUUCUUGGGCAAAACCACACUAUGAAUUCAACUUCACCCGAAUGAAAUUCAGGGGAAAUGGUGCACUCAGCAACAUCAGUGACCUUCCUUUUCUUACAGAAAACUCAGCCUUUCAAAAAAUGGCACUUCAUACUAAACAGGAUGGGAAAAAGGACAUGAGCCAUUCAACUCCUGUGGAUUUAAAGAUACCACAAGUUCGAGGCAUGGACCUUUCGUGGGAGUCCCGUUCUGGCGACCAGUAUAGCUAUAGCUCUUUGGUGAUGGGUUCACAAACGGAGAGCGCGCUUAGUAAAAAGUUAAGGGCUAUCCUUCCGAAACAAAACAGGAGGAGCUUGCUGGAUCCCGGACCAGAUUCCUGGGGCUCAGAUGCUGAGCAAUCUACCUCUGGACAGCCAUAUCCCACCUCUGAUCAGGAGGGAGAUUCUGGCUCUAAGCAACCUCGGAAGAAAAGAGGCAGAUACAGACAGUACAACAGUGAAAUAUUGGAGGAAGCGAUUUCUGUGGUGAUGAGUGGGAAAAUGAGCGUCUCCAAAGCUCAGAGUAUUUAUGGGAUUCCCCAUAGCACCCUGGAGUAUAAAGUGAAAGAGAGGCUGGGCACUUUGAAAAACCCUCCAAAGAAAAAAAUGAAAUUAAUGAGGUCGGAGGGGCAGGAUGUCUCUGUAAAGCUUGAGAUAGAUCCCCAGGGAGAGGCAGCACAGAGUGCGAAUGAGUCAAAGGAUCAUUAGGGAUGUUGUAGAGUGCCAAUUACAUAAUAAACUGGGUGAGCACUACGGCAUUAUUCAACUCCUGCUCUAUGUACCCAACUCCUCUUCAGUUACUGGGUGCAGGACAUGCUCCUUUGCAGUUCAGCAGAGACUUGUGUGGACACAGGGGAAAAGGGGUGCUCUGAAUGUUGCAUACUUGUAAAUUUUCUGGCCCAGUAUGGCUUGGAGCCCUUUUUGUGUUUUGUUUUGGUUUUGUUUUUUGGCCUUUUGCAUGUUUCUCUAAUGUUCUAUAGAGAAUUGAGUUACCUCACAAAGAAUGCAGACAUGGAAGUGGACUGCUUGCCUCUUGAGCCUGCAUGGACUUUCGGUUCUUUUAUUGGGUUUGCUUUUUUCAUAUGGCCUUUAACAAAAACAAAAAACAAAAAAACACAACUUUAUUGAACUCUAGUACCAGACUUUUGAAACAAAACUGGAUCGUUGCUUUAUAAUUAGAAUUUCAUUUCGUGGAUCCAGUGGGUUUGAAAGAAAAUAUUAACUAAUGACUGGUCAGAACUCAGAAAUUGGUGGUUGGAUUUCUAGUCAGUUGGGUCUAAUUGGAGUCAUUUUGUUUUAAAUUCUACUCCUUUACCAUUUGCAAUCUGCUUAGUGCUCACCCGGCGGGGAGGGUGGGAUGGGGGAACUUUACAUACACUACCUUCAGAAUGCUUUGGUUAAUUCCUUUUGAACACUACCUUCACUGUAAUUUUAUUUGCUCUUUAUUAUAAAGGUAAGAGUUGGACUUGCCUGCUUGAGGAUGUAGCCUUAUCUCAACAAACUCCUUGUAUUCAGGAGCAUCAGGGUACACUGAAUGAUACAUUAGGGUAUUCCUCACUUUAACAAAACAUGGCUUUCUGUGAGCUACAUGCUUUUAACAGACUGAAUUUUGAGUUUGCUAAAACUGUUGUUCCAACAACUUUUUUUUUUUUGAAAAAAACCUUCUGUGGGUUAGGAAUAUGUAUAACAGCUUGCUGUAAUCUUGGGCAAACAAACAAAAAAACCCUCAUAAAACCCACUAAUAUUUAAACAUUACAACCUCAGUAGUCUGCCUAAAUAGUCAUGUAAAUGAAGGAUCUAUGUUAAUGUUCAGGGAAUAAAUUUUUACAAAUUUUAAUAAAACACAUGAUCAGAUCAUUCUGGUCUGGCUUAGGCUGAGCAUCUUAUCUAGCUGUAACACUGUCAGGGUUGAACACCCAAUGGGUGUUUCCUUUUUAAAUACUAAAGUUGCCAGUAGCAGGAAAUGUUCUUGCGUAUUCUGAAUUGUUGUUUUUGUUUUGUUCACUGUUGCUUUAAUAGUGGACUAGCACACACUCACAUAGACAGAUCACCACUAGCACUCCUAAAUCCACAGUUCGGUCUUUUUAGUUACAGAGGCAUCUAAUCAUUCUUGCAUGUUAAGCUUUAAAUAAAGCUUUCUGAACUUGCAGCUUCACUAAAUCAGACUUAUUGGUUCCUCGGGUAGAGAGACAAUUUGAUCUUAGCUGUGCAAAAGAUGAAUAGGACUCCAUUCUCCUGCUUUGCACAACCAAAAGAGGCAAUGGAAUUUGUAUAUGAGACAACAUUAAGCACUGUUCUUGGUUAGGUCUCUUGUGUUAAUGACUGGAAGUGGAUGCUACGAUUCAUAGGAAAAAGGCCCAGAAUAGCCCCAGGGGCUGCUGCUUGAAUUUUGGGGCAAUUAAUUAAAUUGGCCUUGAUUGGUUGAUUGAAUACAGUGGGUUUCUGGGAUGCAAAGGUUAGGCACACCAUUGCUGUCAUGUUAAAUAUGCACUUCUCAUUCCUGAGAGAUUGGGCUUUUAGCCCAAAUAUGCUUUGUACUACUGUUGUUAGACUUCUUUGUUUUGAUAGCUUAAUGUAUUUCCAUACUCAAAAAGCAGAGUUCCCUUAGCUUAUCUAGUUGUCAUCUCAGUACAGAAACCUGUUUGAAGCUCCAUAGUGGUGUAGAAACUCUGCAAUAUAAUCCAGUUUCACUGGAAAUUGCAAUAAAAAUGCACUGUUUUAAAUUUGUGGUUUCAUCUGCUAUUGAAAGUGUGGGAGAAGGUUUGCUGCAAGCUAGAAGUGAAACACUUGCAUAGAGUUUUACUGUCAGAGGUUUAACCUUUUGUGGCUGUUUUUAUUUAAGUGAUGUAUGAGUUGGGUUCUAUAAAACCUUGUCAUAGUGUAUGUGGUGUGCUCAUUUUACUUAUCUAUAUAUUUUCUAUGUGUAUCAUUAAGUGGAUGACAAUCGUGCAGCAGAAAAAUGGUGUGCCUACCCUUUAAUGCUGCAGUUUAGAAAGAGAACUAAUUGUAUGUCAUUUCAGACCAUAGGUUGAGAACUGUAAAUAGAUAGCGAUAGUUGCAUAUUCUUACUGCUUUGGUUAGAAAAUGAAUUAAACAACCAAACAUUUAAUUUUCUCAGAUUAAAAUCCUGGGACCUGACGAUUGUAAGAUUCCUGUCUGCAAAUCUUUGGCAUAUAACAUUUAAUAUCUGUGAUCACUUCCUAUUCAGGUAAAAUUUCCCAGAAGCUUUGGAGCAACCAUAUUUCCUCAAAGGUCUCUGUUUAAAAAAAAGGAAAAAGUAGGUUAUUUUUAAAGCACUAUUUGCAUUACUUUGGUAAUUGCAAUAUAAAAUAGCCAUUAUCGUUUUGUGAAGCAUGAUUGAAAUUAGUUAGUUGUCCCUUUCUAAAGUUUCAGAAGCCUCUCAAAAAUAAACAAAAAGCUGCUGAAUAUUCAAAAGAUAUAAAUAUAUCUAUAUUUUAUCUUAUUGUAGGUUUUGUAAACUUAGUCUGUAAUAUUCAAGUGCACCUUUUUAAUGUUAAACUUUUGUUCUAAGAUUUCAUCUCACUUGUUUUUUCCAAGGUGGCUCAUCCUGUGGCUGUAUCUCACUCUAGAUCCCUAAGUGAUCCACUGAAGUCAGACUGCUCUGACAAGCGCCUUUGGUGUAGCUUUGAGUAGUAUUUGGGAGCAUCUUACCUGUAGAAGAAAUGGAAUCAGUGUUUAUCCAUUAGCAUGCUUAAUUUUCUGCUGACCAGAAGUUUGCAUGGCCAAAAUCCCCAACUGACCAUAGUUUGAUGUGGGAAGAUGUGAUUUGCUGCUGUCUUUGUAAGAGAAGCCUUGUUUUCUCCUGUUUCCAGUAAAUGGAUGCUCAUGUAAACUUGUGCAAGAGAUAGGCUUUAGGCCUUGUUUUUUCCUGCUGUUUUUUGAGGGUAUGUUAAGGGAACAUAGCCAAGUGCAAUGCUUCAGAAAUAGUGAAGUCUGUAGGAGGAAGAUCUGGGCAUUUUUAUCAUGUGUGUCUAAUCCAGGACCAGAUUUUGGUAGGACUAUAGAAUAUCUGUUGAUGAUAUUGCUUGUACCUGGAUAAUAGAAAGAAACUGUGAACAAUAUUAAGUGGCAGCCUCUGUGUCUACAGACCAAGUAUCAUGAAGGAUAGGUUCUCCCUCUACUCCCAGCCCAGAAGACUAAUGUUAGAGUGUGUGUGUGUAACGUUUAAAAUCAAGUUCACUAUCGUACUGGAAUUUAGAUGUUGCUUGGUGACCUUUUGCUGCAGCAGGUUAUACAGAUGAGUAAGGCUUAGUGUCGUAGGGGUACAAGUGUGGAGUUAAUUAUUGUACAGUUCUGUGGAGCGAGCCCAGUGUGUAGAAAAUGUAUCAGUUUUUUACUUGGACCUGUAAGAUAUAAAAAAUUUUUUCCUGAAAAUUCUGGAGAUCUGAUGAACUAUUACCUCUUUGUCAGCCAUUCUAGAACCUCAUUUCCAGUACUCUGGGCCUUUUCCUUUUCUCUGCAGCUCUCAAGCACGUUAGUUGUAGAGUUUUGGGUUCUUGGCCUUAUUUUAUGAUAAAACCCCUCCAAGCUACCCAAUUCAUUUAAAUAAUCAAAUGAUAGCUCCCCCAGGAGCACUCAAAGUCCUGUUCUUGCAUCAGCCAAAUUCUACCAAUAAUAUGUCCUUGCUUCUGGCUGGUCCCAGGACUUCUCCAUACUGCCUGCUACUCUGCCUCCAAAGGAAAGGCCUAGUCUGAAUGUUUUCUUAAAUAGCUCCUAAUGCAAACCUGGAAUCAUUUAAAUAAGCCUUUACAAAUGAGAUGUAAAUUUUAAACAUGGUAGCAGUACAGGUCUGCUUUGUUUCCUAUGUUAUAUCCCAAAACUUCCUGAGAAAUAUAAGGCAGUUUGAGGGAGCUGUGAUCUCAAAUGGAGACAGUAGUCACUCAGAAACUGUUAGGAGUUAAUUAUGCCAGAUUUUUAAAAUAACAUUUUUUCCAUGGAAAAAGCCUGUAAACACUGGCUGUAAUUCUGAUAUGUUGACAUCAAGUGUUAUAAUAUGCUCUCAGUAAAUUACUCAAAAAUUUCAUUUUGUAAUACCCUUGGUGGUAAGGGAAAGCAGAUUCCCAACCCACAGUAUAUAAUACAUAGAGGAUUAAAUCCUCCUAAAGUAUCUGAGUUUUUAAGAGGUGAAUAAAGGCAUGACACAUACAUGGGUGAGGGAAACAUACUUAGCAUUCCUCUUUCUUAUCCAGAAGCACUUUGCUAGAUUUUUGAAAUGGAAAUAUAAAAGUUUAGCCCCUUUACCCCGAAGGGUUGGUGGUUCAGCUGCUAGCCAGGGCCAACUGAAUGACUUAAGCACCCUUCAAGAGAACAGGUUAGCAUAAAAAUAAAUUUGUUCCUUUGUUUUCAGGCAAGCAAAGCAGAAAUAUUUGUAGGAAGUUAUUGGACACCAUACUUUGAUGUAAGCAUCUUUGCCUUUCCCCUUGCAAUUUCAAAAUUAAAUUGCAGUUUCAAAAGAUUCUAUUUGCUAAUCUCCAUUUUGCCUUUUGUCUGCAAAUUAUACUUUGCGCAAUUGGCUUUUAUUCUAUAUCUGUCCAGUUGCUCUUAAACUUUGAUUUUAAAACUCAUUUGUGUGAUAGAGAUAAUCAUGAUUUCCCUGUUAUCUUUACACAUUGUUUUAGUUUAAAGUUAGUAAUCUUUCAGCCCUACAGAGUCAUGUUGCAGUUUUGUGUCAAUACAAAAUAAUCUAUUUAAUGGAACAAAACUGCUGAAUGUUGUCACAGGUAAACAGCUUAGUAUUGAUGUGAUAUAUACCAGGGUUGGCCAGACUGGCUUGCAAAACAUACUCAGUUUCUGGGCAAUUGUAGAAUAUGAGCAGAAACCAGCUCUCUGUUGGAGACAUUAGAAGUGUAUUCUCUGUUGCAUCAACUUAUACUUUCACAUUAGGAGUAUUAAAAAGAAAAAAAGGAGAACACCGUGAACAUUAUGGGUUGUAUGGGCAAAGGAGCCACGGGCUAGGAGAUAAGUGAGCUUUUGGGAUUUGGAGGUAUAUGGCCUAUGACUCUCUACCCCUGUAUGAUGCUUUAUGGUGUAGAACUUUGGCCCUUUCCUUGCUAAUACAUAAAAAAUGUUUAGUCAGGAUUUCAAAUUUAGUAACUGAACAAAUGUCUUGCAAAGGUCUAAAAAUAUACCGUGGCAUUCUAAUUGGCAGUAACAAGAAUUAUAAUUUUAUCUUUUGAGUUUGUGGAUGAUAUUCUACAGAAUCCAAUCUACAGAAACUCAAGAUAGCACAGAAGGAAAAGCAAUUGGCCUUUGUGACAUCUUGUCUGGCAGUAUCUGGAUUUUAUUUAGGCAAAGGUUAUCAGUGACAUUUUCAGUAUUGCAAAAGUAUCUGUAUCCAGGUAAUAUCCUACAAACUACUGAAUUCUCACAAAUGAUCAUAAAACCCAAUUUUAUUAAUACAAUGAAGAAACUAAUCCCUAGAAAAUCAUUUCCCUGUUUAUACAAUAUAUACUUUAUGAAUCCUCAGUGAGAAGAGAAUUUAUCUGUGUGCCACCAUCCUGUAAUGAUCUAAGUAUUUCCUCUCCCACUCUAAAAUAAUGGACAUGCCACCUCAGCCUCUAAUGUACCUCAGAGUUGGUGCUAUGUUCUUUAGAACCCUACAGGCUUAAUAGAAAUAUGUGUAUUAAUCCUUGCAGACCAUUAAAGCGCUUAUUUAACCUGUUUUUUUUAAAGAAAAGAAACAGAAAAGGGACCUUUCAGCACUUUUACUGUUACAGCUCUAGUCUUAAUUUAUCUGGUCUUCAGAGUCUAAGGUACUGUCAAAGUUUCAAUCCACAAAUGAUUGAUUGCUUUUAGGUCAGAUAAUUUCUGUUGAUAGUAAUCUAUCUUUAAGAAUAAAUAACUCUGUUUUAUAGUGUUCAGGCAGCUUCUGGGCAUACAUGCCUGAUAUUUUAAGUAAACAUUUCAGUAGACCAUUUCAGGGCUUUAAGAUUUGGGAUCUAAAUGGGGGAGGCUAGGAGAAGUUUCCCAAAUGAAGAAUAGUUUUAGACCAUUGUGUAGUGCUCAGUUUGAAAGUAUAUCACUAGGGAAAUGGGUAGGGAUUGUCUCUCUCCCUUUUUGUCUUCAGGGAAUGAGCAGUAUUUAGAAUCUUUGGCUGAAAUUCAAGCCUUUUUACCAUGUAAAUUUUAAUAUAAAUUCACAGACAUGCUUUUUACAUCAGAGGACUGAAAAUGGAUCUUAAUGUUUAAGUUGUCGAAUGGUAUAUUUCUUAAAUGAAGGGAGAAAUUUAAAAAAAAAUUAACUAGAUUAGCAUACCAGCAUUAGUGAUCUUAAGGGAUUUUAGUAUGUAAUAGGAAAGUCUUUGAUUAAAACUCUAAUCUUGAAUUGCUAGUCUGUAACUAGAUGCAUUCUACGUUAGCAGGUGAAACUUAUUUACUUGUUGAGAGAGGGUAGGUGGCGGCUGUCAUUUGCCCUAGCUUUGGAAGAACAGAUUGCAGACGGCAACCUCUUGGAGUCCCGUUUGGUGGUUAUAUCCAUGGGAUUUUUGCUUAUAGCAGCUUACUGCUGCUUAGACAUGUAUAAAUACGUUUUGAGUGUUUGCUCAUAACUCUUUCUAACCUCCACUUGUUAAAUUGUCAGAUGUUGGUAUUUUAUCAGUCCGCAGUGUAAGUUCUAAACUAACCUUCUUAGGAUUCCAGCUUGUACACACACUGUUUGAAAACCCUCAGGGACAGUUUACACACUACCCUCACUCAAUUCAGGUACUUGUACACUAUUCUUAAACCUAGCAGUGACUUGUAUUUUGUUUUUGCUUUUAUUUUGAUGUGCUGAUAGCACAUCCUUGAUGAAUGUCAAUUUAAACUCAGUUCAGGUAUCCAGGUAUAACUCAGCCAAACGGAUUUUAAAGCUGCAUAUUACUCUCCAGCACGCAGUGCCUCAGACACGUAGUGGCAUUCUGUAUAUUCAGUUAUUACUACUGAGCAAGAUCGCAUGGGGGUUCCUGAUAAUUAUGUAUUGUAAGAAAUUUCUAUAUAUAGUAUGUGUAUUAUGUUAUAUACAUAUAUAUUAUAUAUGUAAUCUUAAACGUAUAUAUUUAAAAAUGCCACUACCAAGCCAGCACAGCUAUUGUCAAAUACAUUCCUGGCUGCCUCUGCAAAUGGAGCAGGGACAGCUUCUCAGCAUGGCUGUGGUUUCUCUUUCAUCCCAGGUACUUCUAAACUUAAGCACUGGCCCUUGGGUGUCUGACCUCUACAUUCUAGUUAUGCAAUGUCUCUAGGAAUUCUGUGCACUGGCCACUGUGAUGGAAGCCAAUGGGCCAGAUAGGCUUGAGUUUAUUAGUAAUCCUUCUGCCAAAGUUGGUGCUUUAUGGCAAGAGUGUAAACUUUUCAAAUAAUCAGCAGCAGCACAUACAUCUGGGAGCAGCUGAUCACUCCCGCAUUAUAGCCCUUUUCAGGUGUCUCACCUCUUGUGCCAUGCACUAGUUAGGAUAUGCUGGCAUUUCACACCUGUAAUGGUGGGUCUGUUUGCUGAACACUAAAGAUUGGUUAUGUGUGUAACACAUUAAAAUAAAGCCUGCUGCUCGCACUGGCAUUAGUUUCAUUGUAAUUGUGCGUCAGCAAUGCCUCUGCUUUAUUAUUUGAUGCUUUACACCUUAGAAAGUUCUAUUUAUGUAGAAUAUGGAAAAUGGCAUUUUUCACAGACCUCUAAAAGUACAAGUGUCAUGGAAAAAUAAAAGCAGGAACCCCCUUUUUAAUCUAUGGACCUCAUUUCAAUAUACUGUUUACAGUUUGACGGAAUUGUAUAAUUUAAUAUUUCUCUUGUACUGUAGUUUGUAUUUAUUUACAGAUUUUUUUGUACUGUGUGAUUUGAACUUUUUUGUUCCUUGCUAUGAUCAACAUUUUAUGUAGUAGAGCACUUAUGAUCACAAAUUAAGGUUUUUGGUUUGAUUGCACUACAUUUAAUUUUUAAUGCAGUUCUGAUUUUUUGACUGGACUUAAUAAGCUGUGUCUUAAUGUAUGUGAUAAGUACUUAUAAAUUUUUAAUUCAUGUGUUCCACUUUUUUUUUUUUUUUUUGCAUUGUAUGUCCAAAAGCGCUGGUUCUCUCGUGCAUGUGUAAGGGUUUAACAGCCCUGUUGUAUUCUUUGGCCAUGUCAUUUUGGAAACACAUUCCCAGCUGUAAUGUGUAUGGUAGUUUUCACUGGAUGCUAGACUUUUCAGAACCACUAUUCUUCUAAUAAAUUUUGUUGUGAAAACUUGAA